AGGACCUUCUAAUGGCUUUGGUAUUUCGAGCUGUGGCACAAUUAGCAGGAAUUUUGUUAUCUUUGCUGGGAUGGGUUUUAUCUUGUCUUACAAACUACCUGCCGCAAUGGAAGAACCUCAACCUGGACUUAAAUGAGAUGGAAAACUGGACCAUGGGACUCUGGCAAACCUGCGUCAUCCAAGAGGAAGUGGGCUGGCAAUGUAAGGACUUUGAUUCUUUUCUGGCUUUGCCGGCCGAGCUCAGGAUCUCCAGGGUUUUAAUGUUCCUGUCAAAUGGGCUGGGAUUCCUGGGCCUGCUGGUCUCGGGGCUCGGCCUGGACUGCUUGAGAAUUGGAGAGACACAGCAGGACGUCAAGAAGCGGCUGCUGAUCCUGGGAGGAGUUCUGUCCUGGACAGCAGGCAUCGCAGCCCUGGUUCCUGUCUCUUGGGUUGCCCACGUGACAGUCCAGGAGUUCUGGGAUGAGACCCUCUCAGAGGUUGUGCCCAGGUGGGAGUUUGGGGACGCCCUCUUUAUCGGCUGGUUUGCUGGCUUUUUUCUCCUGCUAGGAGGGUGUCUGCUGAGCUGGGCAGCCUGCGGGACCCGGGCUCCCCUAGCUUCUGGCCACUACGCAGUGGUGGAAACUGGGCAUCACCGUGUACACCCGGAGAUGAAAACCACUCACCUGUAACUCUAAGCCAGAA
Molecule: messenger RNA, 681 nt
Organism: Sus scrofa (pig)
Lineage: Eukaryota; Metazoa; Chordata; Mammalia; Artiodactyla; Suidae
Gene: CLDN22
Product: claudin 22
Cellular component (GO): bicellular tight junction; membrane
Molecular function (GO): structural molecule activity
Source: RefSeq, marked provisional